Messenger RNA from Cotesia congregata, 420 nucleotides. NCBI's taxonomy places the organism in Eukaryota, Metazoa, Arthropoda, Insecta, Hymenoptera, Braconidae. The record is from the annotation of a GenBank genome assembly.
AUGUACUUGGCAGCGUUAAAUAAUAAUAAGUGGACAAUAACUUAUUAUUUAUUGGUUAACAGUCCUCCAGCAAGUCUACACUCUCAGUGUAAGGAUUUUGAUCAUCGCCGAAUCCAUACAUCAUACAGCGCAAUUCUUUUGAGAACAAGCGCUUGCGACCACUUGCGAGAUACUAUCAAAACAUCAACAAGCACACCAUCUGAUUGUAAAUUAUGCCCUUGGUUAAUUCACAGAUACACCUACAUAAAAUUUAACUCUUCACUCUUUCUUUAUUUUAUUCUCUUUUCAACCUUAUUUAUUACAGGUGGAAUUGCAGUAUACAAAGUGUCGAAAAAGCGCAGGCUCAAUAGAACGGAUAAAAGCACAUUUAUUCCACCGGGUGUUCAUGUCAGUUCAGAGUUCAGAUUUCAGUCGGCUUGA